Molecule: messenger RNA, 1050 nt
Organism: Brenthis ino (lesser marbled fritillary)
Lineage: Eukaryota; Metazoa; Arthropoda; Insecta; Lepidoptera; Nymphalidae
Source: the annotation of a GenBank genome assembly
AUGAUCUCGCAGAAGCUGUCGUACGGCGACGUGCCGACGUCCGCGUCGCUGUCUUCACUAUCGCCGGGCCUCGCGCCACCCUACGUGAAUGGCAUGGGCUGUAUGCCAGCCCAGCCGUACCCGAAUCUCUACACCAAUAACAUGGUCGCGGGCGGCUCGUGCAUGGGAUCGCCGGGCGUCGGUUACUCGCCGCCCAGCACCAUGGCAUCGUGUAUGGGCGGCGGCGGUGCCGUACCUUAUGGUACUCUUCCCCGGGAGCAGGAAGCUGCUUCACCGACCUCAGCAUUGCAACGCGCCCGGAAUGACAAGACUUACCGUCGCUCCUACACGCACGCUAAGCCGCCGUAUUCCUACAUAUCGCUGAUCACUAUGGCCAUCCAGAAUAACCCAUCGCGAAUGCUCACUCUCUCGGAAAUUUAUCAAUUCAUCAUGGACCUAUUUCCGUUCUACAGACAGAAUCAGCAACGCUGGCAGAACUCUAUACGGCAUUCACUUUCGUUCAAUGAUUGUUUUGUUAAAGUACCGCGCACCCCCGACAAACCGGGUAAAGGUUCAUUCUGGACUCUACAUCCCGAUAGCGGGAAUAUGUUCGAAAACGGAUGCUUCUUGCGACGACAAAAACGAUUCAAAGAUGAAAAGAAGGAAUCUCUCCGCCAGGCACAAAAAGCUGCUCAAACUCAUGGACAUCACGGUGGCGGUCACGACAAACGAGAACAUGGUCAUGAAAAGUCUGGCGGAGGCGCUGGUACUGGCGAAGAGAAAGAGAUGCGCGACGAGUUGCUUGCACAGCUGCACGCGGCGCCAGAGCUCUGCUUGCCCGAGCACACACCACUUGCUCUAGAGCAUUAUGCGCAGUUGAAACAGGAACCUACAGGAUACGCUCCUGCGCCGCAUCCAUUCAGUAUCACUCGGCUGCUGCCAGGCGCUGACACGAAAUCUGAUCUAAAGAUGUACGACGUGAACUAUGGAUAUGGACAUGCGCCGGCGGACAACUACUACCAGUCGCCGCUCUACCAUCAUCACGCGCACGCGCACGCGCAGCCGCCCUUG